AUGGCUUCAAGCACGGACAACAAGAUCACUCUCUAUACCAGCCAUAUUUGCCCAUGGGCACACCGGGCACAUAUCGUUCUUUCUGAACUCGGCCUCCCGUUUGAGGAGGUUCUGAUUGACCUUGACCGGCCCCGGGACCAAUCCUACCUUGAAAUCAAUCCCCGUGGCCUCGUGCCAACAUUGAUUUACAAUGGCGAGAUCAUCGCCGAGUCUGCCAUCGUCGCGCAAUUUUUGGCAGAUGCUCACCCGUCGCACCUCGUCCUUCCAUCAAACGCCCCGGGAGGCGCUCUCCAGAGAGCACGAAUCAGCUUUUUUGUAGACGCCUCCUUAAGCAAAGUUCAAGGGAACCUUGUGAAGUUUGUUGGGGCCAAGACAGACGCAGAGGGCGUGACUCAUAUCGAAGCUUAUAUCGAGGCGGCAGUGAAGGAACUGGAGCCGCUCCUCCAGGACGCGAAACCUUUCUUCGGCGGAAGCGACAAGCUUACACUAGCAGAGGCUCUCACUGGUUCAUUCAUCAUUCGUUUGUUAGCUCUUUUCAAGAACGGGGUGAUCCCGAGCAGCUUGGAAGUACAAUUGAAGGAGAAGGCGCCAAGCUUCUACGCUUGGGCAGUGGCUGUUGCGGCCCAUCCAAGUGUUACUAACAUUUUCGAUGAAAAGGCAGUUGUUGAUUUCUACAAAGGUCGAAUCGAAAAGCUUCGCAGCCCGGAUUCAGAACAUGAGCCCGUUUACCCUAGUCUUGCGAAAUAA
Messenger RNA from Clonostachys solani, 747 nucleotides. NCBI's taxonomy places the organism in Eukaryota, Fungi, Ascomycota, Sordariomycetes, Hypocreales, Bionectriaceae. The record is from the annotation of a GenBank genome assembly.